Molecule: messenger RNA, 1041 nt
Organism: Paraglomus occultum
Lineage: Eukaryota; Fungi; Glomeromycota; Glomeromycetes; Paraglomerales; Paraglomeraceae
Source: the annotation of a GenBank genome assembly
AUGGAUGUAGAUAUUCCUCGCAAAAACUUUGAAUUUGCUAAUAACAUUACUGAAGUCGAUCCAACACAAGACUGGAUAUAUCGAUAUGAUAGUCAAGAACAGACUCGGGCACGGACGGAGAAGUCAUGGACCAAAGAUCCUCAUUAUUUUAAUAAAGUCAAGAUGUCAGCGGUGGCUCUCAUAAAAAUGGUUAUGCAUGCUAGGUCAGGAGGAAAUAUCGAAGUCAUGGGACUAAUGCAGGGUAAAAUUGAUGGCAGCACGAUUAUAAUCAUGGAUGCGUUCGCGCUGCCCGUUGAAGGGACAGAGACAAGAGUCAACGCGGCAGAUGAAGCUAAUGAAUAUAUGGUUACAUAUCAGACUACCAUUGAACAGGCUGGUAGGCUCGAGAAUAUUGUUGGGUGGUAUCAUAGUCAUCCUGGUUACGGGUGCUGGUUAUCUGGUAUCGAUGUGACCACGCAGAUGUCUAAUCAGCAGUACCAAGAUCCAUGGGUUGCCGUCGUCAUUGAUCCUAAUCGUACAAUAGCAGCCGGAAAAGUAGAAAUAGGCGCAUUCAGAACAUACCCAGAGGGUUACAAAGCACCGGAUGAAGGUCCAUCCGAGUAUCAGACAAUUCCGCUCAGCAAAAUUGAAGAUUUUGGAGUUCACUGUAAACAAUACUAUCAAUUGGAGAUUUCAUACUUUAAAUCAACGCUCGACACUCACUUGCUUGAGUUGCUAUGGAACAAAUACUGGGUCAAUACUUUAUCACAGUCACCACUCAUAGCAAAUCGUGGGUAUGCUGCUCGUCAAAUCUCAGAUUUGGCCGAGAAAUUAGAGCAAACAGAAUCACAAAUUCAACAAAGCGGUCGUAUUGCUGGAUUUGUAACUGGCGGCCUCGGAAGUGGAAAUCGCAUAGGCGCAUCAUCUCCAACGGCAUCUUCAUCUACAUCCAACGUGUCGGCAUCGGCCGGACCAAGUGGAUCAUCCAGUUCGAGUGGUAAUGCUGGGGACAAGAAGAAGGUCGAAGAGGGUCCGUUAAGCAAAGUUACCAGGGAUAGGUGA